AUGACACUCCAAUUCAGCCCUACCUCCCAAGGCCGCAAAUGCGACCAAUGUGGUCUCCCCGGAGUCCGCGUAUCCACAACCUCAAGCUCCAAUGAUGCCGGCAGUCGCGCAUACUACAAAUGCGUCCCAUGCAAUCGCACCUUGGGCUCUUGCCCCUGCACAACCCCAGGCAGCAGAACAACAGUAACAUGUUCAUGUGGUGACAGCGAUGCCGAAUCACCAAGCCUCGACGAGACUCCUCGUGGUCUUUCCAUGAAGCAACCGUUCAACCCACACAACCCCAACUCAGGGUUCGAUGAGGAUUGGGAGUCAAAUUGCAGUCCCGGUUUCAUGGUCUCCAAGUUCAAGGCUCGUGGCAUGGAAUUGAACCAAUGGCCUUGA
Molecule: messenger RNA, 381 nt
Organism: Penicillium coprophilum
Lineage: Eukaryota; Fungi; Ascomycota; Eurotiomycetes; Eurotiales; Aspergillaceae
Exons: 1
Coding region: 1-381 (126 amino acids)
Source: RefSeq, a predicted model, not a curated record